UUAGUCAAUUUGAUGAUUUAUUUUUCCACAAAAUUUCAAUGUUAAAACAUCGAAAUACUCAAAUUCCUAAUGAUUAAACCAACUUUUAAUUAUUAGUUUAUUGCUACAUGAAACUAAAAACAAAAUCCAUAUUAAUUUUAAUAAUUUUAAGUGAUAAAGCCACAUAAAAUAUUUUUAAUUCUAUAUAUAGGAUAACUACCACUGCCUUGAAUUCUCAAACUACUUAAUUCACCUCCAAGAAGAAAAAAAAAAUGAGAAGGUCCUCUCUUCUUCCCUUUCUCUUAACUUUAUCCCUCAUUACAAUAUUACUAAUCAUUUCCCAAAUUGGGGUUGCGACUGGUGAGCCGCUGAGCACGAAUUCGAGAUGGAUUGUGGACGAGAACGGGCACAGAGUGAAACUUGCGUGCGUGAAUUGGGUUUCUCAUCUAGAGGCGGUAGUGGCCGAAGGUCUCAGCAAAAAGCCCAUCGAUGCCAUCGCAGACCAAAUCUCUUCGAUGGGUUUUAAUUGCGUCCGCCUCACUUGGCCACUCUACUUAGCCACCAAUGACUCCCUCGCCUCUCUCACCGUUCGAGACUCCUUCGAAAGCCUGGGUCUCACCCAAGCCGUGGCUGGUGUUCAGGCCACUAAUCCUUCCAUUAUCGACCUUCCUCUCAUACAAGCCUACCAGGCAGUGGUAUCUGGACUUGGAGACAAGAACGUGAUGGUCAUCUUAGAUAACCACAUUACCAAGCCCACAUGGUGUUGCAGCAGUUACGACGAAAAUGGCUUCUUUGGGGACAAGUACUUCGACCCUGACCUCUGGAUUAAGGGUCUUACUCGAAUGGCCACAUUGUUCAAAGGUGUCCAAAAUGUCGUUGGCAUGAGUUUGAGGAACGAGCUUCGUGGCCCCAAGCAGAAUGUAAACGAUUGGUACAAGUACAUGCAAAGAGGAGCAGAGGCAGUUCACUCUGCAAACCCAGAUGUUCUUGUGAUUUUGUCUGGUUUGAAUUAUGAUAAAGAGUUUUCAUUCUUGCGAAAUCGCCCUCUCAGCCUCACAUUUUCUGGGAAACUGGUUUUUGAAAGUCAUUGGUAUGCAUUCACAGAUGGCAGGGCAUGGGAAAGUGGGAACCCCAACCAAGUGUGUGGUACAGUGGUGAAUAACAUUAUGAGACAAUCAGGGUUCUUGUUAGAGAAAGGAUUUCCUCUGUUUUUGAGUGAGUUUGGAGUGGACCAAAGAGGGACUAAUGUGAAUGACAACAGGUACUUGAAUUGCUUCUUAGCUUUAGCAGCUGAAUUAGAUUUGGAUUGGGCUUUGUGGACAUUAGUUGGUAGCUACUACUAUAGACAAGGUGUUAUUGGGAUGAACGAGUAUUAUGGAAUCAUGAACUGGGAUUGGGAUGAAAUUCGAAAUUCAAGUCUUUUACAAAAGAUCUCUGCUAUUCAAUACCCUUUCCAAGGGCCGGGUCUAUCAGAAACUCGAAUACACAAGAACAUUUUCCACCCAUCAACAGGCCUUUGUGUGGUAAGAAAAUCUGUAUUUGAACCAUUGACAUUAGGUCCUUGUUCUAGCUCGGAUGGUUGGUAUUAUUCACCUCAGAAGAAAUUAACAAUUAAAGGAACAUAUUUCUGCUUACAAGCAUUUGAUAUAGGAAAACCAGCACGACUUAGCAUAAAGUGCACUGAUUCUGAUUCCAAGUGGGAAACUAUAUCAGAUUCUAAGUUGCAACUCUCUUCUACCACUGCCAAUGGUGACACUGUUUGUCUAGAUAUUGACUCUGCAAAUAAUGAAGUUGUAACAAACACUUGUAAAUGCUUAAGUAGAGAUAGUUCAUGUGACCCUUCAAGCCAAUGGUUCAAACUUGUUGACAGUACAAGAAGUCCAAGGUUAGCUGAAUCUUUCACUAAGAUGAAUCCAAUGAUGGAGUUGCCGUUUGAGGAUUCUGAAUGGAAAUCUUUGAUUACAAUGUGAGAGAAAUAAACUAAAAAGUGAAUCAUAUGUAUGGACCAAAAGUAUAUACUGUUUAGUGUAAGGGAGUUUAUGCACAACAAAACUCCUAGAAUUUCAUUGUCUAUAGAGAAAAUGAUGGAAUAUGUGUACUAUAAUAUGGUGUACCAAUGAUAGAAAAAGAGGGGAAAAAACAGAAUAUGGUGCACUAUAUUUUAAUAGUAGAAUAUUAUGCUUUCAUUAUAUAACAAGUUACUAAAUACGAUAUCUUUUAUUAUUAUUAUUAUUUAAAUUAAUCAUUAACAAUAUACAACUGUGAUCCCACAUCAGUUAUGUAACCCAAUGAUAAAUUUUUCUUUAAUUCAA
Molecule: messenger RNA, 2291 nt
Organism: Cannabis sativa
Lineage: Eukaryota; Viridiplantae; Streptophyta; Magnoliopsida; Rosales; Cannabaceae
Product: glycosyl hydrolase 5 family protein
Exons: 4
Coding region: 252-1949 (565 amino acids)
Molecular function (GO): hydrolase activity, hydrolyzing O-glycosyl compounds
Source: RefSeq, a predicted model, not a curated record